CCGCCAGCCUGAACGCCGUACGCGGCGCCCCGGGGGAGAAGGGCAAAGCGACGCGGCUAUGGCUCCGCGGGGACUCCCGGGGUCCGCCGUCCUCGCCGCUGCCGUCUUCGUGGGAGGCGCCGUGAGUUCGCCGCUAGUGGCCCCGGACAAUGGUGGCAGCCGCACUUUGCACUCGAGAACAGAGACGACCCCAUCGCCUACAAACAAUACUGGGAAUGGACAUCCAGAAUACAUUGCAUAUGUGCUUGUCCCUGUCUUCUUCAUCAUGGGUCUCUUUGGAGUCCUCAUCUGUCAUUUGCUUAAAAAGAAAGGUUAUCGUUGUACUACAGAGGCUGAGCAAGACAUCGAAGAGGAAAAGGUUGAAAAGAUAGAGUUGAAUGACAGUUUAAAUGAAAAUAGUGACACUGUUGGGCGAAUUGUCCACUACAUCAUGAAAAAUGAAGCAAAUGCUGACGUUUUAAAGGCUAUGGUGGCAGAUAACAGCUUGGGUGAUAUUGAAAGUCCAGUGACCCCCAGCACCCCUGGGAGCCCACCUGUGAGUCCUGGGCCCUUGUCACCAGGAGGUACCCCAGGGAAGCAUGUCUGCGGCCACCAUCUACACACAGUGGGUGGAGCUGUGGAGAGAGAUGUGUGUCAGCGGUGUCGGCACAAGCGAUGGCACUUCAUAAAACCCACCAACAAGUCCAGAGAGAGCCGGCCACGGCGCCAAGGUGAAGUCACUGUCCUCUCUGUUGGCAGGUUUAGAGUUACAAAAGUGGAAAAUAAGGCAAACCAGAAGGAGCGGAGAAGUUUGAUGUCUGUUAGUGGGACGGAGAGCGUCAAUGGAGAGGUGCCUGUAACACCUGUGAAGAGAGAGCGAAGUGGCACAGAGUAACAGCAGUGACUUUAUUUGAAGAGUUCUAAGAGACUGAAAAUUUACAAGAUAUGAAGUCGCCUAAGGAAUAUUUUUAUAUAUUUUAUACAAUUUCUAUCAUGAAGCCAGCCGGCAUGUGGAUACAGCCUCAAAGGGAAUAUUGUUACUGUGCUAGAAACAGAAUUCAGUUUCCUUUGAAACAAGUUUUGGUUUAAAAAGUGUCUUGAAAAAAUGUAUUACAUUUUCAGGGAGGGAAAGAGCUCAUUUUUUUAAUCUUGUCAGCGGCCCCCAGCCACCAUCUGUCCCAGUUGUCUAUCCCUGGGCUUGGGGUACACACUGUUUCCCCUUAGGAUCAUUAUGUGACAUACUGUGGAAUUAGUCCUGUAUAGUCUGAGCUCAUGCUCUGUGUAUAUGUGUGUUUCCCUUUCCAUCCCCCCAAAGUUUACCAUCCCCUUUUGAUACUGAUUGCAAGAAAAUCUCCAAUCAUUUCACCUCUAACCUUCCUUGCAUUGUCUCGCACAUUAGAUUUCCUAGCCAGACUGUUACAAACAAAGAAACUUGAGUGACAAAAGGUCCUUGGAAAUAAUCUAGUCUAGUACUGAGAAAUUGAUCCUCCAAGAGAUGGGGAGUCCAGUGGGACCAGAUGCUAGACCUUGGCUUCCUAGUCCAAGAAUUCAGCAUUAACUCUGCUACCACCUUGCCACUCCCAGGUCACUGUUUUAGUCAGUUUUGUUUUGGUUAUUUUCUUCACUGCUGUGAUCGAAAGAACUGACAAAAACAAUUUUAGAGAAGUAAAAGUUUACUUGGCACUCAUGGUUUCAGAGGUCUCAGUCCA
Marmota flaviventris (yellow-bellied marmot) is the source of this 1688-nucleotide messenger RNA. RefSeq names its product RELT like 1 (gene Rell1). Gene Ontology annotation, cellular component: plasma membrane. Gene Ontology annotation, biological process: positive regulation of p38MAPK cascade. The record is from RefSeq and is a predicted model, not a curated record. NCBI's taxonomy places the organism in Eukaryota, Metazoa, Chordata, Mammalia, Rodentia, Sciuridae.